Cheilinus undulatus (humphead wrasse) is the source of this 2141-nucleotide messenger RNA. It is a transcript of the gene dnajb9a, whose product is annotated as DnaJ heat shock protein family (Hsp40) member B9a. Lineage: Eukaryota; Metazoa; Chordata; Actinopteri; Labriformes; Labridae. Bases 161 to 814 code for a protein of 217 amino acids. The record is from RefSeq and is a predicted model, not a curated record. Gene Ontology annotation, cellular component: endoplasmic reticulum. Gene Ontology annotation, molecular function: protein-folding chaperone binding; misfolded protein binding. The transcript is spliced from 3 exons.
GAAGACCGAAAUGAUGCUGUAGUGGCCGCUUUAUGUAUGUUGAUAACAUAGAGCAUAAUUCUGCACUGUAAUGUGUAGCGUGGGGUUAUCAAAUACCGGGUAGACCUGCAGUUCAUCAACCAGGCAGGUGUCGUGUCUCCGUAGAGGGAAUAUCUGAGCCAUGGCAACUGCACAGUCAGCAGUAACGUUUGCAGUGUGCAUCCUUAUGAUAACAGAGCUGAUACUUGCCAAGAAGGACUACUACGACAUACUGGGAGUGCCCAAAGACGCUACUGAACGACAAAUCAAAAAGGCUUUCCACAAGCUUGCAAUGAAAUAUCACCCAGACAAAAACAGGAGUCCAGAUGCUGAAUUAAAAUUCAGAGAAAUCGCUGAAGCUUAUGAAACUUUAUCAGAUGAAUCCAAAAGAAGACAAUAUGAUCAGUUCGGUGACAACUCUGCCUACUUUUCUGGGGAGUCACAAGGCAAACACAAACAAGGUCCUCAUCAGCCUUUCACCUUCAACUUUGAUGACAUUUUUAAGGAUUUUGACAUCCAAAGCCUCAACAGGCAUGCCCGACACCGGAGACACUUCGAGGAACACUUCAGGUCCCACAAGGAAUCUCACAGCCGUCACAAGAGACACUUUCAAGGAGGUUUUGGAGCAGGUGUCUUUGAGGACUUAUUCGAUGAGGCAGAGAGAAUGUUUACCUUUGAGAGACACACCAAACAGACUGACAACAGAUUUCACGGUGCAUCAAAACAACACUGUAGAACAGUGACACAGCGCAGAGGAAACAUGGUAACCACUUACACAGACUGUACCGCAUCUUGAGAUGGAAUGUAUUCUUAUUUCUAAAAGAAGAUUGCCUUAAGAGGAUACACAGUGAAGUUGAAUUGAUUUUGAAACAGAAAUCAUUUAGGUCAACUGUGAAAUUUGAGUGCUGACAUUAAGAUCAGAAAAUUCAGGCAGCAAACAGUAAAUACUCAGUUUACUUAGCUUAGGUUUACAAUCCAAAUAAGCUAUGUUAUUCUCAAGCUAUUUCCUGUGUUCUUGCUCAUUGACUUGUACAUGAUUGUAGUACUUUUUUAAAGUGGAUGGAAGCUGACAGGGAGUAUUUUGUCAGUAUGUUUCAGCACCUUCUAAGACCGUGGGGUAUAUGAUAUAAUUUAUUAUACCAUAGUUAACACAUGUAGUACCCAUGUGUCAGUUUAUCCCCCCUUCACUAUUUCCAUCUUGUUCUAUUGUGCAGUUUUUAGUUUUUCUAUACGUUUUGUGGUUGUGGUUCUCAAAACAAAGGCAGAGGAUGAAACAAUAGCAGCCAGUGGAAUUUUGCUUGUGGUUGACAAAUGGGGAGUGGUUUAAACAAAAGUGUGUGGCUCUCUUCAUGUUGGCUUGUCCAACUGCUGAUUGUACCACAUUUUUAAAAUCGUUAUGCACUUAAAACAACCAGUUACACCUUUAAACUGACUGUAACAUUGUGGUUAAAUCUCAAACAGAAAAACUAAAGCAUCUAUAAAGCACAAUAUAUACAUUGGAAAGAAGUAAACAAAGAAAUAAAUACUUUCACUCCAAAUUUGUUGAUAGUUAUCUGCAAGAAUUUGAUUUACACAGAUACAAUAGCCUUAUAACCUGGUUUACAAGACUGUCAUUUUAUUCUUGAUUGAGUUAAAUUUAAAUAUGAUAAUGUCCCCACCAUAUCUGAACACAAAAUCAGGCUUUUACAUAAUCUAAAUGCUGGGCUUUGCAUCAGCUUUCAAGUUUUUGAGAUCUCAUCAAUCAAAGCAUCAGAAAGACAUAAAACAUUUGAACGUUGUGUCAAGGAAGCUGCAGAAUUUAUUAAAUAUACAUGAACUUUCUGAGGGUCCAUCCAUCUGUUAAGUAUCAGUGUCACAUUCUAGAGCUGUAAUAACUAAAUUUUCAGCUGUGAGGUAUUGCUGAAUAAACACUGUACAAGUACAUUCAAGACUCUUUGUGACAGGUUGAAGUACACCUGAAUAUACUGUUCUCCAUUUAUCGUCUGUUUACCUCAUACCCUUAAACCAGUUACAUUUAAAUUUCCAUAUUUUGUGUAAUAUUUAUAGUUUGUAUUGUACUUUGUAAAUACUUAACAGCACUUUCAUUUUUGUGUACAAACAUGUGUUUUGACAAAUAAAAAUUG